GGCAAUCGUGAGCGAGUCGGGAGGACUCCGCCUGUUUGCUUCCCUAUGUGGGAGCCGCUACCCCUCCUGCUGCUGCUCUCGGGGGCUCUGGCCCUGACCCAGACCCGGGCGGGCCCCCACUCCCUGUGGUAUUUCUACACCGUCAUGUCCCGGCCCGGCGGGGAGCCCCGCUUCAUCGCCGUCGGCUACGUGGACGACACGCACUUAGAUCGCUUCGACAGCGACUCGGCGAGUCCGAGGAACGAGCCGCGGGCGCCGUGGGCAGAGCAGGAGGGACCCGAGUACUGGGAGCAGCAGACGCGGAUCGCCAAGCGCCACGCACAGACUUUCCGAAUGAACCUGAACAACCUGCGCGGCUACUACAACCAGAACGAGGCGGACUCUCACACCUUCCAGCUAAUGUUCGGCUGCGACGUGGGGUCCGACGGGCGCCUCCUGCGCGGGUACAGUCAAUACUCCUACGACGGCGCCGACUACAUCGCCCUGAACGAGGACCUGCGCUCCUGGACGGCGGCGGCGGGCACGCAGGCUUGGAGAACCCAGCGCAAGUGGGAGCAGUCCGGUGAGGCUGAGUAUUGGAGGAACUACCUGGAGAACACCUGCGUGCAGGGGCUCCUCAGAUACCUGGAGAACGGGAAGGACACGCUGCUGCGCGCAGAAGCCCCCAGGACACUCAUAACUCACCACCCCUUCUCUGACCGGGAGGUCACCCUGAGGUGCUGGGCCCUGGGCUUCUACCCUGCCGAGAUCACCCUGACCUGGCAGCAUAAUGGGGAGGACCUGACCCAGCACACAGAGCUGGUGGAGACCAGGCCUUCAGGGGAUGGAACCUUCCAGAAGUGGGCGGCUGUGGUGGUGCCUUCUGGAGAGGAGCAGAGAUACACGUGCCGUGUGCAGCACCAGGGGCUGCCGGAGCCUGUCACCCUGAGAUGGGAGCCCCCUUCUCAGCCCACCACCCUCACUGUGGGCGUCAUUGUCGGCCUGGCUCUCCUCGGGGCUGUGGUCACUGGAGCUGUGUUGGCAGCUGUGAUCCGCAGGAGGAAGCGCUCAGUCCUGCCCUCGGUGUUCAGAGUUCUGGCGCUUCCCUGCGGUUCCAGAGAGCUGCUCUGUGGCCACAGGACGCAGUGUUCUCCCCGACCUUCCCUGGAUGUUUCCUUCCCCAGAGAACCUACAGUGUCCAAUGCUCUGAUGAGUCUCUCUCGAACCCUAGAGUGUGGAACAGCUGCCCCACUGGGUUCCUCUCAUCAUGAUGUAGGCAGGUAGAUAGGGAAAGGCCCUUGGCAAUGAAACAGAUUAACAAAGACUCUGGGAAGGAGAAUCCUGAGACUGACCCACCCUGUGGAUACAGAAAACAGACCUGAUAAGACCUUCAGCAGACCCUGAGGAGGUUGGACCCCUCCCCAUGAAGUUCCUCGAAUUCCCUCAACCUCUCCCUUAGUCUGGUUAAAAUAUGAUCCAGCCUAAAGAAGACCAUCCCCAAUCCCAACUUCCCUGAUAACCUUCUUAGCAACGGACUUUUACUUGGGAAGAAGCCCCAGGUGGGGGCAGGUUGAAGAGACCCUAUAAAAGACACCGUGAACACGAUAUUGAAGAUAAAGGUAUCUUCAAAGGUGACACAGAACUAAGCAAUCUAGUAAAAACAGAGAUCAACAAAUGGGACUACAUUAAACUAAAAAGCUUCUGCACCGCAAAAGAUACAGUGACCAGAAUCCAAAGACUAUCCACAGAAUAGGAAAGGAUAUUUACAAAAUACCCCUCAGAUAAGGGGUUAAUAUCAAUGGUAUAUAAAGCACUGGUUGAACUCUACAAGAAGAAAACAUCCAACCCCAUCAAAAAAUGGGGCGAAGAAAUGAACAGAAACUUUACCAAAGAAGAAAUACGAAUGGCCAAAAGGCACAUGAAAAAGUGCUCUGCAUCACUAAUCAUCAGAGAGAUGCAGAUCAAAACAACCACAAGAUACCACCUCACACCACAGAGACUAGCGCACAUCCAAAAGAACAAAAGCAACCGCUGUUGGAGAGGAUGUGGGGAGAAAGGGACCCUUCUACACUGCUGGUGGGAAUGCCAACUGGUUCAGCCCUUCUGGAAAACAUAUGGACGAUUCUCAAAAAAUUAGAAAUUGAGCUCCCAUUUGACCCAGCAAUACCACUGCUGGGAAUAUAUCCCAGAGAGGCAAAAAAGUAUAAUCGAAAUGGCAUCUGCACAUGUAUGUUCAUCGCAGCACUGUUUACAAUAGCCAGAAUCUGGAAAAAACCCGAAUGCCCUAGAACGGAUGACUGGUUGAGGAAACUUUGGUACAUCUAUACAAUGGAAUACUAUGCAGCUGUUAGAAAAAAGGAGGUCACAAAUUUUUUAUUUAAGUGGAUCGGCAUGAAAAGCUUCAUGCUAAAUGAAAUGAGUCAGAAAGAGAGAGACAGACAUAGAAAGAUUGCACUCAUCUAUGACAUAUAGAAUAAUAGAGUGGGAGACUAACACCCAAGAAUUGUAGAAACAACUACCAGGAGGUUGACUCCAUGGCUAGGAGGCUGGCCUCACAUUCUGGGGAAAGGGCAACUCAGAGAAGGGAUCACCAAGUAUAAUGUAGUCGAAGGCCAUGUGGGAGAAGGGAGUUGCGGGCUGAAUGAGGGCUAGAGACUGAGCACAGUGGCCACUCAACACCUUUAUUGCAAACCACAAUAGCUAAUUAGAGAGAGAGAACAGAAGGGAAUG
Sorex araneus (European shrew) is the source of this 2709-nucleotide messenger RNA. Its product is annotated as HLA class I histocompatibility antigen, alpha chain G-like. Gene Ontology annotation, cellular component: external side of plasma membrane. Gene Ontology annotation, molecular function: peptide antigen binding; signaling receptor binding. The record is from RefSeq and is a predicted model, not a curated record. Gene Ontology annotation, biological process: immune response; antigen processing and presentation of endogenous peptide antigen via MHC class Ib; antigen processing and presentation of endogenous peptide antigen via MHC class I via ER pathway, TAP-independent. Lineage: Eukaryota; Metazoa; Chordata; Mammalia; Eulipotyphla; Soricidae. The coding region runs from base 46 to 1263 and encodes 405 amino acids. The transcript has 7 exons.